CUUAAUUAUUAGCUUGUAGAAGGAAAGGUGGGGAAUUGUGCAAGAAAGAAUCAACACAACAACAGAGACAGCUCCAUCUCUGUCUCAUGUCUGUGUGAAGCUUUGCCUCCUCGUAUUCAUCUCUGUUCUUGCUUCUCUCAAGCACCCAAUACACCAAAUUACUCAACAAUCAAACCCUUUUACCUCCCCAUUUCUACCAUCGAAUCAACAUUUCAUUUUCCCAUUUUGAUGAACUUUGAUUUUGAACCCCUGUUCUUCCUUCUUUCAUAAUCUCUCCUCUGUUUUUUUCCACCCCCUUUUUUCCCACAAUGCUAGUUGCAAAUAGUUUCGAUUUGUGGAAGAAGGAUGGGUUCUUUUCUGCCGCCGAGCAGGUCCAAGAAUCUGCCGAUACAAUGGAGUUUGCAUAUAGAACAUGGAUAAGAGAGAAAAGAGAAGGGAUAAGUCCCGAUGAUUUGGAUGAACUCCGUCGGGAGGUUCAAAUGGCUCUUGGCACAGCCAAAUGGCAGCUGGAAGAAUUUACGAAAGCUGUUAGAGUUAGCUAUCGCUCCAGAAAUGAAGAACAUUUGUUGGAAAGACAUGGACUAUUUAUUGCAGCCAUUGGAAAUCAAAUUUCCCAUGUUGAAGCUGCUUUAAGAAAAUCUUAUGACAAAGAGGGCAAGCAGCCACUUCGAUGGGUAAAUCUAAAUGAGGAAGAAUGCGAUGAUUUGGCUACAUUUCUCUCUGGCAUAUCGCAAGUUCCACAAAGUGCAAAAACUGAAUCAUCUGUGUGUAGGUCUUCAGCAAAAAAUUCUAUAUAUGAGAAUCAUGAACGAGUAGUGGCAGAUAUGAAACUUACUUCUACCUGUAGCUCAAGUAAUUCUUCUAAAAUGAAGGGUACUGAAUAUGCCAAUGCUGUAGACAUAGACUCACAGAAAGUCAAAGAUUUGGAAGUGAAAGAAAGUUUUAGAAGAGUAGAUGAUGCACUAUGCAAAAUGGAUAGAUCAACAAAGGCAAGGAGAGCAAGUCCACCAACUGCUCCUGACCUGCAAAUUGUAAUUGUGGAUGAAAAUCAAGAGAGAAAACAGUCUAUUACAAGUCUAGAAGUUUCAAGAAAAGGAAAAUCAGGAUCAGUCUUCUGGAAACGCGGAUGUGGAAAUUUUUCUCAGCUCUUUGGUAGGGUUCAGCAGCGACAGAUAUACAGACCCUGGCAUCUUCAGCUUACAUGUUCUGUUCAAUUUACUCUUGCAUUGAUGUUGACUAUAUUCUUGAUCGUGCCCAUUGUCUUUUAUUCAGCUUGAGACUUUGAGUCGAUUAUACAGACAACAUUUUCGAUCGUAACAGGUGUUUGAAGAACAAUAACAUAACAUUCAUGUGCUGAGUUUCCAUGCCACCCCUAAGCUGAAAAUGGGAAUAAGGUAUGCAUUCAUUAUUGUUGCGGCUGCAAAGUUUGUAAAUGUCUGGUACUCUGGUUGAAUUGUUAAAUGUCACAUAGAACAUCACCCGUGUAAAUAAAUAUAUUCGGGCAUUUUGCCAUUAUUAUUAUUUUUUAACCAGAGAGAAUUUUUUUCAUUGAAUUCAUGAAAACAAACUAAUGUUCAAAGAUACAGACUCCACAAGGAAGUGAAAAACACCGAACAAAUUGGAACACAAA
This is a messenger RNA of Benincasa hispida (wax gourd), 1630 nucleotides long. The record is from RefSeq and is a predicted model, not a curated record. Lineage: Eukaryota; Viridiplantae; Streptophyta; Magnoliopsida; Cucurbitales; Cucurbitaceae.